AAGCGUCAAGAUUUUUAUUUCGUAGUAGGUUCUGAUGUGUUCAACAACUGAAAUGCAGUUUUGAGUUACUAUUGUUUGGUUUCAAUUGGAAUUUUCUGUGGAAUUAUUCAAAAGGAUAUACAAUUCUUGUUUUAGGAUAUUUGAUAGUUGGUAUAGUAUAAUUUUUAUUCAAUAGGAAAUAGAGAAAUUCUAACCUACUCUAGUCAAAAUGAAGUGUUACGUAAGUCUCGUGUGUUUCUUGAGUGUAUUGGUUUACGUGCAAUCGGCUCCAUUCUUCCCUGGAAGUGCCUCCGCUAGUCUUCAGAUUGGAGGAGAUGCAGGAGGAGGAAAUAAUGCCCCUAUGGCUGGUGGGGGCUUAGGAGGCUUAACAAAUAUUUUAUCACAAAUUGAUUUGCCUGGAUUGUUACAAGGAAUAAAUAGUUUCGUAAAAUUAGUUGGAGCUUUCUGUCCACCAUUGUCACAGGUUUUGGAUAAUGUUAUACAAAAUGUAACAAGCACUGCAUUCAGAGUAUUUGGACGAGCAAUUCUGCAAGGAGGAGGAUUGGGAGGAUCCGGAGGUGGGGGUGGGGGUGGGCAAAAAGUCAGCGUAGUGCUUCCCACCUUCCCACCAGAUGACGACGACGAAGAUUACGAGGAUGAAGAUGAUGCAGAAAGUAGCUCAUCAGCUUCUCUUGUACAGUUGGAUGGAAAGAGUGCUAUUUCUGACAGUGACACUACUAGUGAUUCACAAAAUGAAGCCAUUGUUCUAAGAUCUGAUGACGAAACUAGCGAUGGUUCAGAUUCUGGUGUCAUGAAUACUGAAAAGAAUGAAAAAAGUGAAACAGAAAAUAUUCCCUCAUCACUUUACACUUCUCCUGCCAACGAUGAGAGCAAUCUCAUUGCUAAGAGGCACGUGAGGGUGACGAGGGAAGUGGAUGACUCCGACCAAGAGGGAGCCGAAUCUGCGCCUGUUCCAGAAGAUUUAGCGAACAUAGAAGAAGACGACCAAGAUCGUAACAAGAGAUUCCUACCUUUCGGAGGCGACGGUCAUGCCUCUGGAGGUUCAGGGAAUUUCUUGUUCGAUAUAAUUAGGUUGGUAGCUGGUUCAGGAGCAACAGAAGAAUCAGAUGAGAAAGGAAAUUCACCAGGAGGAGUAGCUGAGAUUGACAUCCAGAAGAGCGCAGGACAUUACUCAGAAGGUAUUCCCGGGCCUAUCACACGUUUGCUCGUCAUAGCCAACCGAGGUGUUGCCAAUUUAGUCCAAGACCUGAUCCUUCGUUUGGCCCAAACUAGCGAGAAAUUGGUCAACUUCAAGGCUCGUCUCAUCACAUCCCUGAUCUAAGAAGUUUUGCCAUGAUUCCGAUAGAAUAUGUUGUCAUUUUUUUUAAUGAAAAUUAAAUCAUGAUCAUGUUUGAUUUCAAUCGUUGGAAGUAUUUCGACAAUGAGUAGAAAAAUUCUGCACAUUUUUCAGGUGAUUUUUUUUUCUAAAAUAAUUUGAAACCACUCAUUGCUACCGACUGGAAGCAGACUAUGAUACUGUUUUUCAUAGCCUUCAUUGAGUUUUUUACCGUUGUCAAAGUUGAAUCCAGCUGGAAAAAUUAAUUUCAAAUUUAUUUAUCAAUUUCAAUAUUGUUAUGUAAAUAUGUCUAUAUGUUAUUUACUUUUUUUCACUAGGUAGUUUUCUUGCCAUUUUUUUCUUUGAAUUUUCAUUAGGUGUACAUGUACAUGUACGAGUAAGAAAGGUGUCUUCGAGAUGAUAUGAUAAAUGCAUCGAUCCUUGUCUUUUAGUUUUAUCCUUUCUAUACUCAAUCAUUUCUUUUAUUUUUCUUGCAUUUUUGUAUUUGUAUUCUUGUAUUUGUAUUUUUUAUGUAUUUUUUAAAUAAAUUUCAUUCAGUUGAUGUUUGUUACCUGAACAAUUGCUCACUUUUUAAUUGUCAUCAAUUUUGGAAAUAGAAGAGUGAUGUUCUUUCAUGAGUGCUUUAGAUAGAUAUUUUUAUUAUACCUUAUCUUUUGUAAGUAGUGUAAAUACUUAAUUUAAAAGGAAAAGAACAUUGCAAGUUGUAAUUUGUGUUAUUGCGUAGGAUUGUCAGUAUGAGGAUAGGUAUUUUGUUAAGACUUGAGAAAUAAUAAAAUGUUUUACUAGUAAAA
Molecule: messenger RNA, 2127 nt
Organism: Leptinotarsa decemlineata (Colorado potato beetle)
Lineage: Eukaryota; Metazoa; Arthropoda; Insecta; Coleoptera; Chrysomelidae
Source: RefSeq, a predicted model, not a curated record